UGGGCAGACGGAUCACGUGACUCCCAACCGUCGUCUCGACCUCCUCUUUGCCCCACCCCACAGGCAGAAAGAAAAAAAAAAGACGGGCCUAGAUCAGCUCUCGAGCCUGAGGCGACCGCCAUGGAACUGCUCCACCUGCGGGGGAACGAAGCGAUAAGAGGAUCCGACACGGGGCCUUGCCUUGAUGAGGCGCUGGGGAACGUGCUCGCCUCCAUCUUUUUUUUUUUUUCCCCUCGCCUCCUUUUCCCCUCCCCCUCUCCAGGAACGCCGCGACCAGGCUGAGCGCGCCACGUGACCCGGCCGGCGGGACCACCUGACCACAUCGCGGGGGAGUGAGGAGCACACCAGGAGCGGCCCGGCGACGCGCCUGCGCACUCCGGCCCGCUUCCCCCGCCUUCCCCUGGAGAAAGCCCGCGAUGGUCACGUGGGCUUGAUUCGCCCGGCAACAGGAGGGAAGCGCGAACCCGCCGCGGAGGUCACGUGGGAGGACGUCAACGUCGCUGCGGCUGCCGCCGGCGCUGAACCCCUUCGCGCAGGCGCGCCGCCUCCCUUCCCCCUUUCUGCCCCCCGCCCGCGGGAGGGAGGGAGGCAGCGAGCGGAGGGCGAGCGGGCCAAGAUGGCGGCGGCGAGUUAGAAAGCGGCGGGCGGCGCGACGGCUGCUGAGGCGACGGCCGCGGGGAGGAAGCGGCGGCGGUGGAGGAAGAAGAAGCGGCGGCGGAGGAGAACGGCGGCGAGGAGCCACCGGCGGAGCGUUCUCGACGGUGCCCUUCCGAGACGGCCAGUGAAUGGUGGAACCGGGACAAGAUCUUUUGCUUACAGCUUUAAGUGAAAGUGGAAUUAGCCCAAAUGACUUGUUCGAUAUCGAUUCUCCAGAUAUGGGUCUCACAACUGCACCUCCAGCUAUUCAGCAGUCAGUAUCUCUUAACGCAUUAGAGCUGGGUUUGGAGUCAGAAGCGUCCGUAGCUGUUAAAGCAGAGCCCCAGGCUGCCUCUUCUCCCACAGUAUUGAACAUCAGACAACCGCCGUCCACCACGACCUUUGUCUUGAAUCAAAUAAACCAGCUCCCUACCUUGGGGACGACCAUCGUAAUGACAAAAACGACACCCGUGGCCAGCGCUAGGCAGACCAUCACCGUAGCAAAAAUUAUACAAACCAGCACCACCACGCGGCCGUCGGUGACAGUGCCAGUGGCGCGGAACACCCUGACGACCACCGUGCCCAAGGACCAGAUCCAGCUGAAAGAUCUCCUUAAAAACAAUAGUCUUAAUGAACUGAUGAAAUUGAAGCCUCCUCCCAACAUCGCUCCACCAGUUGCGACUGCGGCAACUGACCUGAGUAAUGGUGCUGUUAAAAAGGAGGCUGCGACUAAAGAAGUUACAAGGAUAUGGGUAAAUGAUCUAAAGAUGAGAAGCUUCUCUCCUACCAUGAAAGUGCCCGUCACAAAAGAGGAAGAAGAACCUGAGGAAGAGGAUGAAGAAGAAAUGGGUCAUGCAGAGACAUAUGCCGAAUAUAUGCCCAUAAAGCUGAAAAUUGGCUUGCGCCAUCCAGACCCAGUAGUAGAAACCAGUUCUCUCUCCAGCGUUGCCCCUCCUGAAGUAUGGUACAAGUCUUCGAUCCCUGAAGAAAGCGUUGACAGCGGCUGGCUGUCGGCCUUGCAGCUGGAAGCAAUUACCUACGCAGCACAGCAACAUGAGACAUUCCUACCUAACGGAGACCGAGCCGGCUUUUUAAUAGGUGAUGGUGCCGGCGUAGGAAAAGGAAGGACCAUCGCUGGAAUCAUCUAUGAAAACUACCUCCUGGGUAGAAAAAGGGCAGUAUGGUUUAGUGUUUCAAAUGAUCUGAAAUACGAUGCAGAAAGGGAUUUGAGAGAUAUUGGAGCAAGAAACAUUUUGGUCCAUUCAUUAAACAAGUUCAAAUAUGGGAAAAUCUCUUCCAAGCACAAUGGAAGUGUGAAGAAGGGGGUCAUCUUUGCCACCUAUUCUUCGCUUAUUGGGGAAAGCCAGUCUGGAGGGAAAUACAAAACCAGACUCAAGCAGCUGCUUCAUUGGUGUGGAGACGACUUUGACGGGGUGAUAGUGUUUGACGAGUGCCACAAGGCUAAAAACCUUUGUCCGGUUGGCUCUUCAAAACCAACGAAGACAGGACUGGCUGUUCUGGAACUGCAGAACAAGCUUCCCAAGGCCAGGGUUGUUUAUGCUAGUGCCACAGGUGCAUCAGAGCCCCGGAACAUGGCGUAUAUGAACCGCCUCGGGAUCUGGGGGGAAGGGACUCCGUUUAGGGAGUUCAGUGAUUUUAUUCAAGCUGUUGAAAGAAGAGGUGUGGGUGCCAUGGAAAUAGUUGCUAUGGAUAUGAAGCUAAGAGGAAUGUACAUAGCAAGGCAGCUGAGCUUCUCAGGGGUCACCUUCAAAAUAGAUGAAGUUCAGCUUUCUCAGCACUACGUUAAAAUGUAUAAUAAGUCCGUGAAAAUGUGGGUAAGUGCCAGGGAGAAAUUCCAACAGGCAGCUGACCUCAUCGAUGCUGAGCAGCGCAUGAAAAAGUCAAUGUGGGGCCAGUUCUGGUCUGCCCACCAGAGAUUUUUUAAAUACCUCUGCAUUGCGUCCAAAGUAAAAAGAGUGGUGCAGCUGGCCCGAGAAGAGAUCAAGAAUGGCAAGUGCGUGGUCAUUGGGCUACAGUCCACGGGAGAAGCAAGGACCUUAGAAGCUCUGGAGGAAGGUGGCGGAGAACUGAAUGACUUCGUUUCCACAGCAAAAGGGGUAUUUCAGUCCCUCAUUGAGAAACAUUUCCCAGCUCCUGACCGGAAGAAGCUUUUCAGCUUGCUGGGAAUCGACCUGUCCGUCCAGAGUAACAACAGCUCUCCUCGAGACAGUCCCUGCAAGGAGGAUAAAGUGAAGAAGCGUAAAGGGGAAGAAAUAUCAAGAGAGAUCAAGAAAGCCCGUAAAACGGGUGGCCUGGCCGGGAGCAGCUCGGAUGAAAGCUUCAGUGAGUCAGAGGCCUCGGAGAACGAGGAGAGCGAGAACGAGAGUUCUCGAUUCUUGAGCUCCGGAGACGACGACGACUUCAACCCGUUUAGGGAUGAAUCUAGUGAAGAUGGUGAAGAUGAUCCAUGGCUAAUUCGGAAAGAACACAAGAAAAAUAAAGAGAAGAAGAAGAAGAAGAGCAUAGACCCCGAUUCUAUUCAGAGUGCCUUAUUAGCUUCCGGUCUUGGAGCCAAGCGACCGAGUUCUCUCUCCUCCGCAGCCGUCACCUCUUCUACCAACGUAUCUGCAUCCAGUAACACAAACACCAGCUACGUGACAAGUCAGGAUGCUGUUGAAAGGGCCCAGCAGAUGAAAAAAGAACUGCUUGAUAAACUGGAGAAGCUAUCAGAAGACCUUCCCCCUAAUACACUGGAUGAACUCAUAGAUGAACUGGGAGGUCCUGAGAAUGUGGCUGAGAUGACAGGUCGCAAAGGAAGAGUCGUGAGUAAUGACGAUGGCAGCAUUUCGUACGAGUCAAGAUCUGAGCUUGAUGUUCCAGUUGAAAUCCUAAAUAUUACCGAGAAGCAACGGUUCAUGGAUGGAGAUAAGAACAUUGCCAUAAUCUCUGAAGCAGCCAGCUCAGGAAUAUCUCUGCAAGCGGAUCGAAGAGCCAAGAACCAGAGAAGGCGGGUGCAUAUGACCCUGGAGUUGCCCUGGAGUGCAGAUCGGGCAAUUCAGCAGUUUGGGCGAACUCACCGGUCCAACCAAGUGACUGCCCCAGAGUAUGUCUUCCUGAUUUCUGAAUUGGCAGGAGAACAGAGAUUUGCAUCGAUCGUUGCCAAACGGCUGGAGAGCUUGGGUGCUCUAACUCACGGUGACCGAAGAGCAACAGAAACUAGAGACUUGAGUAGGUUCAACUUUGACAACAAGUAUGGUCGAAAUGCAUUGGAAAUAGUCAUGAAGUCCAUUGUGAAUUUGGAUUCCCCUUUAGUGUCUCCGCCAGCUGACUAUCCAGGAGAGUUUUUCAAAGAUGUUAGACAAGGUUUAAUAGGUGUCGGCCUAAUCAAUGUCGAAGACCGGUCUGGGAUUCUUACGCUCGACAAAGAUUAUAACAAUAUUGGGAAAUUCCUGAACCGAAUCCUGGGCAUGGAAGUACACCAGCAGAACUCUGUAUUCCAGUAUUUCUCAGACACGCUCAAUGCCGUAAUACAGAACGCUAAAAAGAACGGAAGAUACGACAUGGGCAUCUUAGAUCUGGGUUCAGGAGAUGAAAAAGUGAGGAAAGCAGAUGCUAAAAAGUUUCUAACGCCAGGCUACUCUACCUCUGGACAUGUUGAACUGUACACUAUAAGCGUGGAGAGAGGGAUGUCUUGGGAGGAAGCAACCAAGAUUUGGACGGAGCAGCGUGGACCAGAUGAUGGGUUUUAUUUAUCGCUCCAGAUACGAAACAGUAAGAAAACUGCUAUCCUUGUGAAGGAGGUGAAUCCCAAAAAGAAGCUUUUCCUGGUCUAUAGGCCAAAUACCGGAAAACAACUGAAACUGGAAACCUACGCGGAAAUAAGGAAAAAGUAUAAAAAAGUAUCCUCUGAUGAUGCUGUGACUCACUGGCUCGAGCAGUACACCUCAUCCGCAGACACAUGCACCCAUGCUUACUGGAGAGGCAACUGCAAGAAGGCGGGUCUGGGCCUUGUUUGCGAAGUCGGCUUGCGCUGCCGGACUUACUACGUCCUCUGUGGCUCGGUCCUGAGCGUUUGGACAAAGGUGGAAGGGGUUCUGGCCUCAGUUAGUGGCACAAACGUCAAAAUGCAGAUCGUUCGCUUGCGGACCGAGGAUGGCCAGAGAAUUGUAGGCUUGAUCAUUCCAGCGAAUUGUGUGUCACCCCUCGUCAACCUCCUGUCGACCUCCGAUCAGUCGCAGCAACUGGCAGUGCAGCAGCAACAGAUAUGGCAGCAGCAUCAUCCGCAGAGCAUCGCCAGCUUCAACAGCGCAUGAGAAAGACCUUUGGUAUUUGGUUCCACCACCCUUGCGUCGCUCUCUUUUUUUUUUUUUCUUCUUUGUGCCCCUUUCCCCCCCCCCCACUUUUUUUUUUAUUAUCAGGGACGGAUUCCAAAGAAUUAACUUUCAGUUCCAUCAUGCUGUCUUAGAACUCUGCAGAAGGGAAGAGGCAAAUGAAGAGUGGUCAGACUGAAAGCCCGGCCUUGCUUUACAGCAGUCCACUUUUUUUUUUUCCUUUUAAAUUUCUCCGGGGUUUCGUUGCCCCACUUUCGACACAUUGGCUCCCCCCUCCUACGUAGGUGGUCAUGGUCUGUGCGGAAGAGGCUUGAAGAUUCCCGAUCAAGCUGUCCGUUCACCGGGUCUUCCGGUGCUCAGGGUUGAAGGCAGUUCAUCAGGGCCAUGCUGCAGGAGAGGUCCUCGGAUGCACAUCUGGAGUUCCUACAUAGAGACUGUAUAUAUAUGUAUGUGUAAAUAAAUAUAUAUAUAUAUAUAUAUAUAUAUAUAUAUAAAAAAAAUAUUGGCAGCGGAGAUCUCAAACUAUUAAAAGAGUACGUUUUAUUUAAAGAAGCAGCGUGAAAACCUAGACAUUCGUACCCUGCGUUUAAGAUUGUGCCAUCUUUGGGCUGUGCAUGUCCCUGGAUGCGUCGCCAGCAGGAUCGCCGGCACGAGAGGUCGGCGGGGGCGAAAGAAAGGGACCGUCUCGAUGCAGCUGCGAGGAUUUCAUUUCGGUUUUUUUUUCCUCCUCCUCCUUCAAAUGGUGUCUGCCCAGUGAUUGUAUUUUCUGGAUUUCUCCUAGAGGUUAUAUAUUUGAAUCUUCCAUGGAUUUCCCACCCCCCUUUCCUUUCUCCUUUUUUGGGUAUGUGCGUAUGUGUGCGUGUUCAAUGAAACCAUCUUAAUUUUUUAAAGAAGUUCCUUUAAAAAAAAAAAAAAAAGAUUAAUGGUGUUCCUAAUGCAAGAAUGGCUUUGAAAAAGGCCUUAUUUUUCCCCUUCUCUCUCCAAAGUUUCCUUUAUUUUCAGGAAACUAAAGUGCAAAUUUACUUCCAUUUCCCAUUGCAACCCUUUUUUUACAAUUUCUUUUUGUUGGUUUUUUGUUCUUGUUAAUCAAUACUUUACUUGAGCUGUAGACUAGAUAUGGGGGGGCAGCCCAACACGAGGGUCCCGGCUUUUGCGCUGGGUGGUUGGUUUUCGCUCUCUUUUUUUCUGUUGCCCCAUAACUUAAAUAUUUCCUGUUUUACGUUUGUAAGACAUUGUAGAGUUUAUCCUGGAACUGUUUAAAACUGUAUCUGUACAAAAUGUGAAUAGUCACUUAUCUAAGAAUAUGGGUAAGUUUUUGUUUUGCCUAUAAUAGUAGAUGUUUAUAAGAAAGUGAAGGACAAUGUUUGUCAUAUUUCUUGCUUGCACAGGUUGCACUAUUGAAAAUUUGAGAUUGUAUAAAACCUGUCCACCGCCCCGCAAGGCGUCAAGAUCUUGCGGGGGUCCAAUUAAAAGAAACAGAACGAAAAACUGCUGUUCUAACCA
This is a messenger RNA of Candoia aspera, 6470 nucleotides long. It is a transcript of the gene SBNO1, whose product is annotated as strawberry notch homolog 1. The transcript is spliced from 32 exons. Gene Ontology annotation, biological process: regulation of DNA-templated transcription. The record is from RefSeq and is a predicted model, not a curated record. Bases 786 to 4949 code for a protein of 1387 amino acids. Gene Ontology annotation, cellular component: nucleus. Lineage: Eukaryota; Metazoa; Chordata; Lepidosauria; Squamata; Candoiidae. Gene Ontology annotation, molecular function: chromatin DNA binding; histone binding.